Rubroshorea leprosula is the source of this 1104-nucleotide messenger RNA. The record is from the annotation of a GenBank genome assembly. NCBI's taxonomy places the organism in Eukaryota, Viridiplantae, Streptophyta, Magnoliopsida, Malvales, Dipterocarpaceae.
CAGCCUCUCCCGCAACUUAAACCUAAUCGCUCUCUCCUUCUUCAACCUUUAACCGGUCUCUUUCUGCAACACAACACUCACUAGGGCUUCCUGGUAGUUCAUCUCCACCGCCUGCUUCUUCUUAACAGGAACAAUGGCGGAAGCUGAUGCAAAACCAUUGACAUAUAUACCGGAGACGAUAUUGAAGAAAAGGAAAAGGAAUGAUGAGUUAGCGAUUAUGAGGAGGAAGCAAUUAGAGUUGGGGAAAUAUGGGAUGAAGAAAAGCAAGAAGCAAGUAGACGUUGGCGAUAUUAAAAGGCCAGAGCAGCUGGUAAAAGAGUUCAGGGACAAGGAAUUGGACCUGAUCCGAAUGAAACAGAGGGCAAAGAGACCGAAAUCUGCUUUACCAAAACCAAGUUUGAAGUUGCUCUUUAUCAUACGUAUACAGGGCAAAAAUGAGAUGCAUCCAAAAACAAGGAAGAUCCUUUACAACCUUAGGUUAAGGAAGAUUUUCACUGGUGUAUUUGUGAAGGCAACGGAAGGUGUACUAGAAAUGCUGCGAAAGGUGGAGCCAUACGUCACAUAUGGAUAUCCUAAUCUUAAGAGUGUGAGGGAUCUCAUUUACAAGAGGGGUUAUGCAAGAAUAGACAAGAAACCUGUCCCUCUAACAGACAAUAGCGUUAUCGAACAGGCACUGGGAAAAUAUGGCAUUAUUUGCGUAGAAGACAUUGUACAUCAAGUUAUUGAUGUUGGUCCACACUUUAAGGAGGUUAUUAGUUUCAUGGGACCCCUUAUGCUUAGCAAGCCAGCAGGAGAUUCACCAGGGAAUAAAAAACCAUACAAGGAAGGAGGAGAUGCAGGAAAUCGUGAAGAUAAAAUCAACGAUUUAAUCAGCAAGAUGAAUUAACUUUAAGAUUGUUGAAAAUUUUGAAGUGUAGAAUUUUAAUCUUCCUCCCUCUAUUUACCUCAGUGCAAUGAUCCGAUUUUGCAAAUCAGGACUGCAGAAUUGACGUUACUAUUAAUAUUGAUGUAUUAAUUUUACUGUUUUGUUAGAUAUACUUAUGGUCUGGAGAGAAGAUGUUAUAUUCUGCAUGUGAAACUCCAUAAUCAAAUGUCUGAGAAAAU